CAUGACGGAGACCUCCAGACCCGCCUUUGCAGGCCGGCGAGCUGUACCCCGCAACACGUCCAAUGGGGCCGAGAAUGAGCUGCCCGAGAAGGAGCUGCAGGGCCUGGUCCCCAGGGGCUUCAACCCGCAAGACUACCUGCACGUGACGGACGUGCACCUGUUCAAGGAGCAGUGGGACAGCAACAAGGUGGACCACCACACCGACAGGUUCGACAGUGACAAGCUCAUCGUGCGGCGUGGGCAGACCUUCUACGUGCAGAUCGACUUCGACCGCCCCUACGACCCGCGCAGAGACUUCUUCAGGAUUGAGUACGUCAUCGGCCGCUACCCCAUGGAGAACAAGGGCACCUACAUCCCUGUGCCCCUCGUCCGCGAGCUGCAGAAGGGCAAGUGGGGGGCCAAGGUGGUGCUGCGGGAGGGCCGCUCCGUGCGCCUGAGUAUCCAGUCCUCGCCCCAGUGCAUCGUGGGCAAGUUCCGAAUGUACGUGGCUGUCUGGACCCCCUACGGCAUCCUGCGGACCCUCCGGAACCCGGCCACCGACACCUACAUCCUCUUCAACCCCUGGUGUGAGGAGGACGCCGUGUUCAUGGACGAGGAGAAGGACCGAGAGGAGUACGUCCUCAAUGACAUCGGGGUCAUUUUCUAUGGGGAAGCCAAGGAUAUCAAGAGCAGGAGCUGGAGCUAUGGGCAGUUCGAGGACGGCAUCCUGGACGCGUGUCUAUACCUGAUGGACCGGGCACAGAUGGACCUGUCGGGCCGGGGGAACCCCAUCAAGGUCAGCCGCGUGGGCUCCGCCAUGGUCAAUGCCAAGGAUGACGAGGGCGUGCUGGUGGGGUCCUGGGACAACGUGUACGCCCACGGGGUCCCGCCGUCAGCCUGGACCGGGAGCGUCGACAUCCUGCUGGAGUACCACAGUUCCCGGAGCCCCGUGCGCUACGGCCAGUGCUGGGUCUUCGCCGGUGUCUUCAACACCUUCCUGCGAUGUCUCGGGAUCCCGGCGAGAGUCGUCACCAACUACUUCUCGGCCCACGACAACAAUGCCAACCUGCAGAUGGACAUCUUCCUGGAGGAGGACGGGUCGGUCAGCAACAGGCUCACCAGGGACUCCGUGUGGAACUACCACUGCUGGAACGAGGCAUGGAUGGCGAGGCCGGACCUGCCCGUGGGCUUCGGCGGCUGGCAGGCCGUGGACAGCACCCCCCAGGAGAACAGCGACGGCAUGUACCGCUGCGGGCCGGCCUCCGUGCAGGCCAUCAAGCACGGCCACAUCUGCUUCCAGUUCGAUGCCCCAUUCGUCUUCGCAGAGGUCAACAGUGACCUCGUCUACAUCACCGUGAAGAAGGACGGCUCUCACGUGGUGGAAGCCGUCGAUACCACCCACAUCGGGAAGCUGAUUGUGACCAAGCAGCCUGGAGGAGAUGGCGUGAUGGACGUCACCGACACCUACAAGUUCCCAGAAGGCCAGGAGGAGGAGCGGCUGGCUCUGGAGACGGCCCUCAUGUACGGGGCCAAGAAGGAGCUUUCCACGGAGGGCGUGGUCAAGCCCAGGUCUGACGUGGACAUGGACUUCGAGGUGGAGAACGCAGUGCUGGGCCAGGACUUCAAGGUCAUCAUCACCUUCCAGAACCACAGCGCCAACCGCUACACGCUGUCCGCCUACCUGUCGGGCAACAUCACCUUCUACACGGGCGUCACCAAGGCGGAGUUCAAGAAGGAGAGCUUCGAGGUGGCCCUGGAGCCGCUGUCCUCCAAGAGACAGGAGGUGGUGGUCCGGGCGGGCGAGUACAUGGGCCAGCUGCUGGAGCAGGCAUCGCUGCACUUCUUCGUCACCGCCCGAGUCAACGAGACCAAGGACGUGCUGGCCAAGCAGAAGUCCACGGUGCUGACCAUCCCCACGCUCACCAUCAAGGUCCGGGGCACCAGGAUGGUCGGUUCCGACAUGGUGGUGGCCGUGCAGUUCACCAACCCUCUGAAGGAGCCGCUACAGAACGCCUGGAUUCGCCUGGAGGGGCCCGGCGUGCUCAGGCCCCGGACCAAGUCGUUCCAGGAGAUCCGGCCAGGCGCCACGGUGCAGUGGGAGGAGGUCUGCAGGCCCUGGAUGCCGGGCCCCCGCAAGCUGAUGGCCAGCUUGACCAGCGACUCCCUGCGGCACGUGUACGGGGAGUUGGACCUGCAGAUCCAGAGGCGCCCGCAGGCCUGAGCAGAGCCGCGCCCGCCCUGCCCAGGCCCCUGCCCAGGCCCCAAGCUCCUGCUUCGCUGCCGCUUCCCCGCCCCGCACGCUCCGGCUGAGCCCAGUUAAGCCCUAACUUGGCUCCGCAGCUCACCUGCCUGGGAGUCGCUCCCCAGGGCUCCCCAGUGACGGGCCCAGAACCACAGCCCGGCUUCGCAGGGACGUCAGGGGUCCCGGCAGGAGGGGAGGCCGAGGUGUGCGGGAACAGAACAGAGCAGAGAGGGGGUCUGUGGGCAGGAGCAGCCCCUCACUCUCUGCCUGCACAGCCCUUGCUAGGCUCCAACCACGGACCAGCCCUGAGAGCCAGACAUGUGGAUGUGCCCUCGGGCGGGACCGUGACAGGCUGGCCGGGUCAGGCGGGGGCGGCCGAGUCAGCCCUCCCUGCCUUCCCGGCCCCCCAGUCCAGGCCGAGCCCCUCCCCGCCCUCCCGGCCACACGCAGGCAGGUGCUGCCCGCUUAGCGCGGCCGUCCUUACUAACCGAGUGU
Messenger RNA from Sorex fumeus (smoky shrew), 2716 nucleotides. It is a transcript of the gene F13A1, whose product is annotated as coagulation factor XIII A chain. Bases 2 to 2200 code for a protein of 732 amino acids. Gene Ontology annotation, molecular function: protein-glutamine gamma-glutamyltransferase activity. The transcript is spliced from 14 exons. Lineage: Eukaryota; Metazoa; Chordata; Mammalia; Eulipotyphla; Soricidae. The record is from RefSeq and is a predicted model, not a curated record. Gene Ontology annotation, biological process: blood coagulation, fibrin clot formation; peptide cross-linking.